Messenger RNA from Caretta caretta (loggerhead turtle), 2380 nucleotides. RefSeq names its product bone morphogenetic protein 2-like. Gene Ontology annotation, cellular component: extracellular region. The record is from RefSeq and is a predicted model, not a curated record. NCBI's taxonomy places the organism in Eukaryota, Metazoa, Chordata, Testudines, Cheloniidae. Gene Ontology annotation, molecular function: cytokine activity; growth factor activity.
AUGGCAGCAUCCCAGGGCUGGCGCUGCCUCGUAUUGCUGCUCCUGCUGCUCUGUGACCCCGCUCGCUUGUCCAGGGUGUCCGUGCGGACGCAGAGAAAAGGGAUUCUCGCCGAAGCCAUGCGGAGACUGCAGGAGGUCUUUGACAUUGAGGCCCUGCCCCAUGAUGUCCUGCCUCACAGGAAACCACCCCAGUUUAUGGUAGAUCUUUUCAAUAAGGUGGCAGAUUCCAAUGGGAUCACGAAAGCCCCAGGGCUGCUGGAGGGCAACGUGGUGCGGAGCCUUGAAGACCGAGAUUAUUUUGAUCAGUCUUAUUUCUACUUCAACAUCUCUUCGGUUGGGAGGAAUGAACAAAUGCUAAAAGCUGAGCUCCGAGUUUUCAAACUAAAUAAAAACCAUGUGCCUCAAAAAUCUUUUUGGCAACAUUUUCUCAAAGUGGAUGUGUAUGAGCUUUUGGACAGAGGAAGUAAGCUGCAGAGAAGAAAUCUCAUUUCAUCCAGACUACUGUCUUUGUAUACCGAAGGCUGGGAGGUGUUCAAUGUCACGCAGACAGUUUCCAAAUGGGUGGGACACAGCAGCACUAACCAUGGCUUUUUGAUCACUACAACUCAUCUAUCUAAAACCAAAAUGGAAUCCAACUUUGUCAAGUUUGCCAAGAGCCAGCACAAUAUGCGAGACAGUAGGAAUGCUUUCUUGGUCCUCUUCACCAAUAAUGACAGACAGAAAUCUUCCAGCUUCCUACCCUCUUCCACCGAAUUCCAGCCAUCCUCGCCUGAAGAUGAUACUUCAUCACACCUACCUCACCAAAAUGAGGUCUUUGCAAACAUCAGAGUGAACAAAAGCAGAAGAAUUCGGGAUACCUCUUCCUUCUCCCACAAAGACAAAAUUGUGCCAUGCCAGCUCAAUGAUCUCUUCGUCGACUUCCAUAAAAUUGGUUGGGCGGGGUGGAUCAUUUCCCCACGUGGCUACAAGGCUUAUUAUUGCAAAGGGGCCUGCCUGUUCCCCUUAGGGGAAAGUCUAAGAGCGACCAACCAUGCUACCGUCCAGUCCAUAGUGCAUACGCUGAAACUGACCAAAGACGUCAGCACGCCGUGCUGUGUCCCAGACAAACUGAGUUCCAUCAGUAUUAUGUACUUUGAUGACAAUGAGAAUGUUGUCCUUAAGAAUUAUAAAGACAUGGUGGCCACAAGCUGUGGUUGUCAUUAACAAGAGCCCAUUCUGCCUGCAACUGACUCGCAUCUGGACUCAGUGCACCCGUUCUCCACAGCCCCAGUGGUGCUGGAACAACUUCUAAAGUGAGGGUGCUGAAGGCGGAUACCAUGUAUUUGGGUUGUUAUUGCUACAUCAAGCCAGGGGGAUGAUAGCACCCCUAGUUCCAGCACCUAUUCACAGCUCUUGUGAUGUUCAGAUUAAUAACAUGUCAGAUCAGGGGGGAGCCAGCCAGUCAGCUUUGAAAAGGCUCCACCUCCAGGCUCCACCCAUGGGACAGCAGCUGAGAGGAGAAUGCUGCCAAAUUCUACAGACCUGCUGACUUUUCAAAGGGUCCCAUGCUGCCUGGCCUGUGGUGACAAUGCAGGGAAGGUGUGGGGGGUGUUUCUGUAUAUACAAACCAGUGGGACAGAGCGGAACUUGGUUUAAUCAGGGCUAUAACGUAAAACCCUGAGCAUUUUAGCAGAACCAUUGUUAGAAAAUACCUCUGUUUGGUUAGAGUCUCGUUGUUGGAGCAGGGAGCCAGGAUUCUUGGCUUCUUUCCCAGCUCUGGGAGACAGAGACUGGGAGCCAGGACUCCUGGGUUCCAUCCCUAGCUGUGGGAGGGGAGUUACGUCUAGUUGUUAGAGUGGGGAAAGGGGAGUCUGGAAGUCAGGACUUCUGGGUUCUAUUCCCUGCUUGGAGUAGGGGGCAUUCUCUGCAGCUGGUUCUCAGGCCAGGCCAGGCCCACUCCCAGUCUGCAUAUUUGUCCAUUUCCCAAGGAGCUGGGCCUCUGUAGACUGCUCCUCUACGAUUAGUGUCCUUCACAGCCACUAUGACACUAAACUAUAGAGACCCCCAAAAGUCCUCCAGGACACUAACAGCACAUUCCUCCCCCAGCCCAGGAGAUCUGGCGACUAUGCUUUAGGCAGGGGCUCUAUGGUCAAGUGUGUCUGUGGGCGGAUUCAGAGAGUGGGCUGGAACCUGGAGGUGGGAAGGGAAAAGAGAGGAGCUAGGGCAAGGGAACCAGGCAUGGGGGUGGGAAGAGAGAGAUUUUAUGCAAAUGAAAUAAUACAUAUUUAUCAAAUAUGGCAUUGCUCUAUUUGCAUAGGCUCCAGAUUUGCAGGCCUACAGUCCUAUAGGGCAGGUCCCACCCAAGUACCAACGGGUCCCCGACAGUGCUGGACAGAUAGUG